This is a messenger RNA of Penicillium pulvis, 501 nucleotides long. RefSeq lists its product as uncharacterized. The transcript has a single exon. Lineage: Eukaryota; Fungi; Ascomycota; Eurotiomycetes; Eurotiales; Aspergillaceae. The record is from RefSeq and is a predicted model, not a curated record. The coding region runs from base 1 to 501 and encodes 166 amino acids.
AUGGCUCCAAAUCUCUUCCUCUGCCUGCGCACCCUCUGCUGCCCCCUCUACUGGUUCCAGCACGGUGAUCGCGUCGAACCCGACCACAAUCGCGAACAACACUGGGACACUCCCGUUCCAGGAACAUACAAGUUUUUGCCCGGUCAAGGCUGGCACCUUGUCCGCCGUGACGGGCGCGACCAAGACGAAAAAGCUCCCGCUGCUCUGGUCUACUGCCGCGUGCUGCACCGCUACAUGUUUGAGUCUGAGCUCGACGAGCGCUCGCGCUUCUUCACUGCUCCCCUGCACAAGGGCGGUCGCCCUGAGAGGCUGCGCUUCUUCCUGCUUGAUGACGGCGUCCACUGGGUCGCUGGCUGGGACGCCAAGGGCCGGUUUAUUCCGGGUCCGUAUCCUAAGUGGUGGUUGGACGAGGACGGUGAGACUAUGCGCCGAGGCGUCUCGCCCCCUACCAGUGCCAAUGUUUCGCGCUGCAACAGUGUUAUUGCGGGCAAGAUUGAGUAA